AUACAAAUUAGAGAAAGACUAAAACUUAAUUAAAAUUAAAACAAAAGUAAAAUAAAAUAGGCAAAUGUUAAACCAACUGCUUAUUAUAGAACAGAUUGAAAAAAGAAAUCAAUAAGAUAAAAGCAAAGAAUAAAAUACAACUAAUAAUCUCUCUUCAAACAACAAUUAUUUUAAACUGUCUGGGGAAAAAAAAAACAUUCAUUUAUAUUUCAAGCAUGGAAAGGGUGGAGCUUUCUCUGCAUUUCAUUCUGAAAAACUAGACAUGUGAUUAAGAUUGUCAUACCUCUGACUUUCCUCACAUUAUCUGCCUCAUCCUGAGAGACUUGGAAACAGCAGCUACGUGUCUGCAAGCAAGAUAAACCAAGCUCUGAUCAUGGAUAAGAAGUUGGACCUGUCCAGACUAACAGAAGAGGAGGCCAAACAUGUGUGGGACGUCAUUCAGAGAGACUUCGAACUCAGGAAGAAGGAAGAGGAGAGGCUGGGGGAGCUUAAAUCCAAGAUUGAGAAGGAGGAAACAAAGAGGGAACUCCUGGGGUCUCAGACAAAUCUGAGUGACUCUCAUUGCAUCCGCUGCCUGCAGCCCUUUAAGUUCCUGGUGAACAGCAAACGGCAGUGUAUGGACUGCAAACUCUACACCUGCAAGACCUGCAGCCGCUACAACAAGAAGGAGCGUGGCUGGGUGUGCGACCCCUGCCGCAUGUCCAGGGUCCUAAAAAUUGGAACCUUGGGGUGGUACCAUGACAAUGUACGCUCUCGCUUCAAGCGUUUUGGCAGUGCAAAAGUAAUGAGGUCACUGUACAAGAGAUUAAAUGAAGAUGGGCACCGUGAAGAUGACACACAGAGCAUGCCUGACGUGCGCAAUGUGCAUAAUGGUCAUCAUGAUGAUGAACAUAUGGAUGCUGCUGAAGCUCAACGUUAUAAGCAGAUACGGAAGACCAAGCGUCUACUCUCUGUCCACCCCAUGGAUCUCGACAUGGACGACUACGCCACUCACUCUCGCAGACAGUCUCUCCAGCACAUCCAUGAAGAUAGAGGUCAGCGUAAUGAUCUAGAAUACAGUUCUGACAUGUACCAUCACCAUCAUCAUCGAAUGAACCGCAGGAAAAGCCUCGACAGGUUCUUGCGCCCAGGUGAACUCAAAAACAAGGGAGAGCUGGAUCCAUGCAAUGAUGGCUUGUAUUCUGAAAACAGAAUGGUACGCGCUCGCUCUCUCUCUAAAAUCAACUCCUCUAUGGCUCCGCGCCAGAUCUACCUGGACACUUCAGAGGAGGAAGAUAUGUUCCGUUACCCCGUCUACCAGCUGCCCCCACGACGCCGCAGUCGAGCUUCAUCUCAGGAAAACAUUCAUCAGGGAGCACCACCGAUCAAUGAACUGAGCAAGAGAAUGUCUGCCAUUGAGAGUCUAUUGAAUCGACUGGAAGAGAAAAUGACUUUGCCUUCUGAUCAGCCUGUUCAGCCCACAGCAGGGCAGAUGGAGGAGGAGAAGCUUAGGAGAAAACUAGAUGAGCUGAUGAGCGACAAGGCGCUUUCCUCUGAUGAAGAUGAGCCGAAGAGACCUGCUCAGUCCAAAGGGUCCAAGGGUGUGAAGGGGGAACCGGCACCAACGGCCCCUGCGUCCCAAGAUCCCUUGAGCUCCUCCAGUGAUGAAAUGCCCACUGAAGCACAAAAGAGAUCCACCGCGGCGGCCCUAUGCGACAUCACAACUGAGAUUCUAAGAACAAUUAAUGCCACUGAAAGCGCUAUGAACGAGUUGGCCCACUCAAAUCCUAAUGACAGACUUCAGUUAGCGGGCACUGAUGUUAAGCAGGCUGAUGAUGCAUACAGGGAACUUGAGGAAAAUGUGUACAUGACUUCAGGGAAGUCCUUCGAUAUAACGAAAAAGUUGCAAAUGAUUGAACAGAAUGCUAAGAAUCACUACAGAGGCCCGCUAACUGAUUCAGAGCUCUCUGAUCUAGAGGACCAGGUUGCUUUGGCAGCCGCUAAAGUUCAGAGCACAGAAAGUGAGGUCUCAGACAUUGAGAACAAGAUAGCUGCUCUAAGUGCUAAAGGAUUAUCAAUUGAUAAAGCCAAGAAAAAGGCACUGAGUAUACAACAAAAAAGGAAGUUUUCCCAAGACAUUCCUUCAAACAGAGUACACUUUUGAGUGUAAACAGGACAUCACUUUAACUUCUCUGUUGCAUCAGCCCUUAUACGUGUGCAUGCAUUCGGUCCAGAGGAUGUUUUGCAAAUCAUCAGAAGACAAGAAUACUCUGAGCCCCAAAGGAUUAAACAGUAUUUUUCCAUUUAUGUUCAAAUUUUAAUUGCAUGAGUUAUGUUGUUUCACUAGUACAAAUUGGUUCAAUUACUAGGAAUAACAUUUCUCCUAUACACAAAUGUAAUGUAGAUGUCAGUGAGGUUAUCAUGUAUUGCUAAUGAAAUAUACCCUAUAUAUGAAAAUAUAUUACUCCGUAAUAUAAUGACUUAUCUAAUAUUAAUCUGAUCUUGAAUUAGCACUAGUAAACUUUGUGUCUUGUGUAAAUGAUCAGGCGACUUGACCAAACCCCAAGCUUUAACUAAAAUUAUUAUUAGUUAAAAUAAUGAAAUUGACAAAAUAUGUAUUCCUGCCAAGAAAAAUUGCUUUUCCUUGCCUGCUUUGUUCCUCAAAUUGCGUUUACAACUUUGAGAUUUUAAUAAUAAAGGAAGGUAUUCCAAAUAAUAGU
This is a messenger RNA of Megalobrama amblycephala (Wuchang bream), 2699 nucleotides long. It is a transcript of the gene mlpha, whose product is annotated as melanophilin a. The transcript is spliced from 16 exons. The coding region runs from base 374 to 2143 and encodes 589 amino acids. The record is from RefSeq and is a predicted model, not a curated record. Lineage: Eukaryota; Metazoa; Chordata; Actinopteri; Cypriniformes; Xenocyprididae. Gene Ontology annotation, cellular component: cortical actin cytoskeleton. Gene Ontology annotation, molecular function: actin binding; myosin binding; small GTPase binding. Gene Ontology annotation, biological process: intracellular protein transport.